AUGAUCCUAGAACCGACAAAUAUCACCAUAGUCAUCAUCGUCACCUCAAACACUACCCCAAGCAUCACAGGAUUGAUUGCCACUACAGCCAGCGCGUCCUACCGUUGUUGUGUCCUUCAGCAGGACACUUCACCCACCCUUCCUGUGAGCAUGUGCUGUGAAAUGUGCUGUGAGUACGUGAUGGUCGCUCCCUCUCAGCCAAUCAUAGUGUCCGUUGGCAGUGAUGUCACUCUGCCCUGUCAGUUGGAGCCUGUUAAAGACCUCAGGAACAUGGUGGUGGAGUGGGCACGACACGACCUGACUCCACGCUACGUCCACAUCCGCCGCGACGGUCUGGACUUCCUCUUGGACCAGAACUCCCUGUACCUGGGCCGCACGUCUCUGUCUGAGAGGCGUCUGCAGCAGGGGGACAUGUCCCUGAGUCUGACCCGAGUCAGGCCCAGUGAUGUGGGCACGUACACCUGCUACAUGCCCCAGACAGACACUGAAGUGGAGGUCACUCUGCUGGUCGUGUCCGUGGCUCCUCCCUCUGUGAGUCUGACCAAAGAGCGCUCGGGGUCUCCUGUGCUGAGGUGUGAGUCCAGGGGCUGGUACCCGGGGCCGGAGCUGGAGUGGCUGGACUCAGAGGGGACGGUUCUGCUCAGGACUGAGGCUCAGAGAGGAGAGAGUGACGAGCUGUUCACUGUGAGCAGCAGACUGAGUGUGGAGCAGAGGCUCGGAAACACGUUCACCUGCAGAGUGAAGCAGCAGGAGAGCGGCCAGAGCAGAGAGGCCCAGCUCAGCAUCGCAGAUGAAUUCCUGGAGGCCUGUUCCUCCUGCUCUGUGGCCUGGGUCCUCUUUGGUUUGGUGCUGUGUCUCACUGCUGCUGCUGCUGCUUUUGCCGUGUGGAAAUUUAAGAUCAACAAAACCAAGAUGAUACAGAACCAACAUAAAGAUUGUGAAGAAGCUGUGGAGAUGCUGAAACCAGAAGAUCAUAAAGAAACUGUGCAAGUGCUGAGAUCUGAAGAGAAAAAACACAGUGGAGACGACAAACUGACUGAAUACCAGGAGCAUUUAGAGAAGAUCAAAGAAGAGUUAAAUUCUGUUGAAGAGUUCAGUGAAGAGCUAACAGGGACAAAGGACUUUCUAAUGAAGCUCAAAGACAAAAUAAAUCAACAUAUUUACCAACUCAGGACUGACAUUACGAAGAAGGAGAAUACAAAAUUUGAGAAAGACAAAAAAGAUACAAUUCAGAAAAUGAAGAAAAAAAUGGGAGAGUUUGAAGGCAUCAUUAAGGACCUUGACUCAGAAAUGUGUAAAAUUGAUAAGCUCCUUCGGAAAACCAUUGAGAAGAAAGGGAAGCUGGAGGGAGACGUAAAGCAUUUCACAAAACUGGAGGCAAUAGAAAAGAAGAAAGAGAAGAAGAAAGAGGAAAUCAGGACUCAGGCUCAUGGUGACAAACCCGAUGAGGGGGAUAAUAUAAACCACAAUUCUCAAAGAGCAGUAAACCCUCAGAAUCAGACAGAGGUGAUGCAGCUGCAGGAGACAGAAGCAGGAAGAACAGGAUCCACAAACACAGAUGAACAGGACACUUCUGCCAGUUCUAUGAGAGCAGAGAAAUGUGACCUGUCAAACUAAACAACAAAAAGUAAAAAACAAACAAAAAAAUUGAAAUAUCUUUUUUUCUUUUGAUGACUGAAGAGAUUUGUCAUUUGAACACAAGUUCCUUCAGCCACUUCCUACGAUGUUGACAGGGGAACACUGACUCCAGCUGCUGUCCAGGCAAGAGUAAGUGAAUAAUAAUUAUAAUAAAAAUAAUAAUGCAAAA
Molecule: messenger RNA, 1807 nt
Organism: Boleophthalmus pectinirostris (great blue-spotted mudskipper)
Lineage: Eukaryota; Metazoa; Chordata; Actinopteri; Gobiiformes; Gobiidae
Product: butyrophilin subfamily 2 member A1-like
Exons: 5
Coding region: 1-1617 (538 amino acids)
Source: RefSeq, a predicted model, not a curated record